Molecule: messenger RNA, 528 nt
Organism: Opisthorchis viverrini
Lineage: Eukaryota; Metazoa; Platyhelminthes; Trematoda; Opisthorchiida; Opisthorchiidae
Exons: 4
Source: RefSeq, a predicted model, not a curated record
UUGGGCGACCUGACAGUAUCCCAGCCCUCGUGCCUACUUCGGGUGCAAUGGCAGCUAGGCACCAGGAGGGUGUUACAGCUGAACAAGCACACCCUGGACGCAGCUGAACCAUCACAUUUUUUAUGUCUGGAGGCGUUCAGACACGAAAAAUAUAUGUAUAGAGAUCUACAAGUCCCCAAGGUCACCAUCGCUACACUUUCCGGAUUGCAACAUGCGACCAGCAUAGUGGGUGUGAAUUUGCCCACGACAGGAACAUCACCGCAUGCUGGAAAUAACGAACAAAUACAUUGUGUUCUCAUAUGUCCUGAUAACUGGCCCUCCGUAACCUUAUCAUUUUGGGCACUUUGUCCGCUAACUCUAGUUGUGUUGCAAACGGUCAUGCAAAAAUCCAUAAUACUAAUUAUUAGGCGGCCUAAGUGGUUAGAGCGCGAAUUUACUGACUGGAAGGUCCGUGGUUCGAACCCGACCUCUGCCUCUCGACUUCCCCUGUGUAGGCUUCGGCGACCCAGCCAUCGUGCUUCCUUCGGA